This is a messenger RNA of Parathielavia appendiculata, 234 nucleotides long. RefSeq lists its product as uncharacterized. The coding region runs from base 1 to 234 and encodes 77 amino acids. Gene Ontology annotation, cellular component: mitochondrial intermembrane space. The record is from RefSeq and is a predicted model, not a curated record. Lineage: Eukaryota; Fungi; Ascomycota; Sordariomycetes; Sordariales; Chaetomiaceae. Gene Ontology annotation, molecular function: copper chaperone activity; copper ion binding. Gene Ontology annotation, biological process: mitochondrial respiratory chain complex IV assembly. The transcript has 3 exons.
AUGGCAACCCCCGCAGCUCAGAUCCCGUCCAUCGGCUCCAGCGCGCCGGCCGCAACGGCACCCCAAGCCACCGAGGCCGCCUCGAAGCCCAAGCCCUGCUGCGUGUGCAAGGAGGAAAAGUCCAAGCGCGACGAGUGCAUGCUCUUCUCGACGGCUGCCGACCCCCAGAAGGAUUGCUUGUCGACAAUAGAACAGUACCGGCGCUGCAUGGCCGGGUUCGGAUUCAAGGUCUAG